AACGGGUGGUGUGGAGUGAGGGUUUGUUGAGAAAAGGAGGAAGCACAGUGCUGUCGAGGGAAGAGCCAUGAACUGGAAGCCAGGUUAGGCUAGCUUCUCUUCCACAGGCCUCAGUUGCCCCUUGUGUGAAAUCUGCAUCCGUGGUUCCCAGACCUAGUUGUGCGCCCUGGUCACUUGAGACUUGAAAAAGAUGCUGAAGCCUGCGCCACAGCCCUCCUAAAUCAGGGGUGGGGCCUAGGAACCUUCUCUUUUUAUAAAGGCAUUUUCUGAGGUGAUUCUAACGAGGAACAAGUUUGCCAGUCACUAAACCACAUAAUCCCUCAGGACCCUUCCAGCUUUAUCAUUCUAUACUUCAUUAAUGAGUACCGAGCUUCUCAGCUGUAAUAUUUCCACUGGAGCCGUCUGAAGAAUCACCUUAGGUUAUUUACAUCUGCUGAAGAAACGUUUUCACACUGUAAGUCUGAGCAUCAAUUUAAUAUUGAUAACAUGGUCCAUAAACAUGGACUUGAAUUUUAUGGAUACAUUAAACUAAUAAAUUUUAUUAGACUUAAGAAUCCUACAGUUGAGUAUAUGAAUUCCAUAUACAACCCAGUGCCUUGGGAGAAAGAAGAGUAUUUGAAGCCAGUAUUAGAAGAUGACCUAUUACUUCAGUUUGAUGUAGAAGAUCUUUAUGAACCAGUGUCAGUGCCAUUCUCAUACCCCAAUGGACUCAGUGAAAACACAUCUCUUGUUGAGAAGUUGAAACAUAUGGAAGCCAGGGCACUGUCUGCUGAAGCUGAAUUAGCUAGAGCACGUGAGGAUCUGCAAAGAAUGAAACAAUUUGCUCAGGAUUUUGUGAUGAACGCAGAUGUCAGAACCUGCUCGUCAUCUACUGCCAUCGCAGACCUCCAGGAAGAUGAGGAUGGUGUUUAUUUCAGCUCAUACGGGCAUUAUGGGAUACAUGAAGAAAUGCUGAAGGACAAAGUACGAACAGAAAGUUACCGAGAUUUUAUGUACCAAAAUCCACAUAUCUUCAAAGACAAGGUAGUUCUGGAUGUUGGUUGUGGAACUGGAAUUCUCUCUAUGUUUGCAGCUAAAGCUGGGGCAAAGAAGGUUCUUGGAGUUGAUCAGUCUGAAAUACUUUACCAGGCAAUGGAUAUCAUAAGACUAAAUAAACUUGAAGAUACUAUUAUACUAAUUAAAGGAAAGAUUGAAGAAGUUUGCCUUCCUGUAGAAAAAGUAGAUGUUAUUAUAUCUGAGUGGAUGGGCUAUUUUCUUCUUUUUGAGUCUAUGUUAGAUUCUGUCCUUUAUGCGAAGAACAAAUACUUGGCAAAAGGAGGAUCGGUCUACCCUGAUAUUUGCACUAUCAGCCUUGUGGCAGUAAGUGAUAUGAAUAAACAUGCUGACAGAAUUGCUUUUUGGGAUAAUGUUUAUGGCUUCAACAUGUCCUGUAUGAAGAAAGCAGUUAUUCCAGAAGCUGUUGUGGAAGUUUUAGAUCCGAAGACUCUUAUUUCAGAUGCUUGUAGUAUUAAGCAAAUAGAUUGCCAUACAACAUCUGUCUCAGCUUUGGAAUUUUCUUCAAAUUUUACCCUGCAAAUUACAAAGACAUCCAUGUGCACGGCAAUUGCUGGCUACUUUGAUAUAUAUUUUGAGAAGGAUUGUCACAGCAGGGUCGUGUUCUCCACGGGCCCCCAGAGUGCCAGAACACACUGGAAACAAACAAUAUUUCUAUUGGAAAAGCCAUUUUCAGUUAAAGCAGGUGAAGCCUUGAAAGGAAAGAUCACAGUCCACAAGAAUAAGAAAGAUCCACGUUCUCUCAUUGUGACCCUCACAUUGAAUAAUUCAACUCAAACUUAUGGUCUCCAGUGAAAAGACGACAAAAAGCACAACUAACUUGCGGUUUUUAGUAUGGGGGUGGGUUAUGGGUAGGGAGUGGAGAGAGGGGGUUUUAUGUGAGCAUGUGGAUGGAUGAUGGAUCCUUUCCUAAUGAGUCUCCUCAAUACUAGAGACACAUGGUAGGAAUCUGAUAUAAUUCAGCUAAGGAAAGGAACAACAGAUCCUAGUGGACCACCUACAUAAUCACAGUCUUGGAAGUCCAGUCAGCAAGAUUUUACUAAAUGUAACCAUUAUAUUGAGUUUAGCUAUACUGAAAAUCAUUUAAAUAGGCCUAAAUUUGAAACAGAGAUAGUCUUUUGUUGUUUUUAAUGUUUCUUGCUAUAAAUUUUAAACACUAGUAACUGAUUAGUUAUUUAGAUAAUGUUUUAUUAAACUAGUAACUACACAAGCUAUUAUACAUUUUAUUGCAGAUUUCUACUCUGAGGAGUAGUUUUUAAUUGUAUUAUUUGCUAGAAUAUCAGAAUAUAAUUAAAGAACAAGUGGGAGGGACUAAAAUAUGGAAAAGAAUGUCACACAGAUCAUAUUUGAAAGACAGCUUAGUUGAUUAUCCUCUAGUUCUGAACUUCUUGUUUUGUAGCUUCUUUUCUCUUUGCAAAUAUUCUUUCACCAUACAAUUUUCUAGUACUGCCCAGGAAAUCUUAACAUCAAUAUAUGUAUCCUAGGUUUCAUACAAGUUUUUAAAGGUUGGGCAAAAUAAGUACUUAUUUACAAAUAUGUUAUCUUUUUCAAACUAGAUUUAUGUGCAGAGUUAAACAUGUAACUGUUAGUAUACCUACAGUUGUGUUAUUUACAGUUAUUGACUCAAUUUGAAAUGCAGAAUAGAAAACAUUCAAUAAAAUAUGUACAACUAUUAGCAUUAUAAAAUGGUAUUUUAACAUACUAAAGCCUUUUAUAAAAUCAGAAGCAUUUAAAACAAGUCUUAACAAAGGAAUCAUCGUUAAGAAAACAGAUUUAAGGACAACUAGGUUAUAUACUUUUUUUCAGUUAACAGCUGGUUCUUUUUCAAACUAAGACAUACACAAGGCAGCAUAGCGUAGUGUUGAGCAGUGUGAGCUCUGGAGUCACUGCCUAGGUGCAGGCUCUGGUGACAGCUCUUACUUGCUAUGGGAUCUCAGUCAUGUUCCUUAACCUCUCUCUCCCUUUGUGAAUGUGCCAGUUCAUGAGUUAAUACAUUUCAACUACUUCAGUCAGUGGCUGGCACAUAGAAGACACUCAGUAAAUGCUAGGUGGUUGUAUCAUUAGGCAGUCAAGGAUCCCUUUCAUGGAAUAUGUGCUAUCUACGUUAGAUUCGUUGGGGAAUCGAAUACUACCCUUAAGUACAUGAAUGGGUGGGAAAAUUUUAACAGAAAUUAAUAUUUAAUAUAGCAAAAACUAUUUUGAAAAUUGUCUCUUGGUCUUAGAAAACUGGACUACUAGCAAUGGGAAAAUUAACCCCUUCAAAUGAUGUAUUUCAGACCAUCAUCUUUUAAGUCUUGUUCUUAUAUAAGCAUGAUUUCUUUUUUCACUGGGGUUAAACCAGCCAACUUGUUUUUGAUUUAGAACAUUAAUAGAAAUAUGUGGUGCUUAUAAUACAGCUCAAAGUACUUUAAAUUUUGUCUGGAAUGACUUCAUGUACAAAUUUGAGUGUGGAAGAGUGAUAAAAAUAAGGAACCCCUGUGAAAAGAUUUAAUGGGUUUUUAAAGUAACCAAAAACUGUCUAAUUUUUUUGCUUUAUUUUUCUUUCAUGUAAGUGCAUAACAAAAUAUUUUUUACUAUUUAAAAAAGUAUUUCUCAAAAAUGAUUUUUUUUUUAAAAACUCUUGUUAGAUUUGCCUAGGAUUUUCACCUAGUGGCUCUUUUGAUUUUCUCCUGGUUAUAAAUAGGCCAACCAUAGUUGGUAGAUCUCUGUUCUUUUCAGUUUGCCUUCCCAGGCUGAAACAUUCUAAUGUGUGCCAAACAUUUUAAGAGAACAUGAGAAUCCAGAUGUUAGCUCUUUGAUUAGAAUUUCAGCCGUUAAACUGCUACAAAAAAUUAAAACUUCAUAGCCUAUGACAAUGAUACACUGUCCUUUCAUGCUGUGACAGAUGUACAUUUAUGGAUAGCAAACUACUCUGUGCCAAGGAUUUUAUUUCAUUUCCAUUAAGAAAAUACAUUUUCCCUCCUGUU
Messenger RNA from Callorhinus ursinus (northern fur seal), 4019 nucleotides. NCBI's taxonomy places the organism in Eukaryota, Metazoa, Chordata, Mammalia, Carnivora, Otariidae. The record is from RefSeq and is a predicted model, not a curated record.